CCUCGCAGCCUGGCCUCGUCAGAAAGGAGCAUCUGUCAAGCAACCAUCAGCUCCACCACUUCUCUCUUUUUAUCCUUCUUUCGAAAUGCAUGAGGACAUGCUGGAGGGUAGGGCCUUCACACCUCAUGUUUACCCUGCCUGCCCUGUGCUGGGGCUAUUUGCAGAGGGCAGUAGCAGCUUUCAGUAGCUGAGGCAGCGGUGGUGGUGGUGGUGGCAGGCAGCGCAGUCAUUUUAUUUCUGGAUGAUGAACUUGACUCCCUCAUCAGGAAGCUUGGGCCGAGUCACCAUCGCAACAGCGGGUUCACCGGCGGGUCACGCACUCUGCAGCCAAAACACCAAAAUACCAGAGGAGGCUAAACGGUCUGGGCCGCGCCUGUGACACAGGCGUCCUCCGCCACCACCGCCGGGCUGUUAUUUAAAACCGGACGGUUGCUGUGGACCAGAAUUACCCCAGCGUUGGCACCGUGUCCUCAGGGCUGGCUUUGGCCUGAGGAAGCAGCUCAAGAUGAACAUGGUGAAGAGGAUCAUGGGCCGUCCGCGGCAGGAGGAGUGCAGUCCGCAGGACAACGCGCUCGGCCUCAUGCACCUGCGCCGCCUCUUCUCCGAGCUCUGCCACCCGCCGCGUCACAUGACCCAGAAGGAGCAGGAGGAGAAGCUCUACAUGAUGCUGCCCGUCUUCAACAGGGUGUUUGGGAACGCUCCCCCGAGCUCCAUGAACGAGAAGUUCUCCGACCUGCUCCAGUUCACCACGCAGGUGUCCCGCCUCAUGGUGACCGAGAUCCGGCGCCGGGCAUCCAACAAGUCCACAGAGGCUGCCAGCCGUGCCAUAGUGCAGUUUCUGGAGGUGAAUCAGAGUGAGGAGACGAGCCGUGGCUGGAUGCUCCUGACCACCAUCAACCUGCUGGCCUCAUCCGGACAGAAAACGGUGGACUGCAUGACCACCAUGUCGGUGCCCUCCACGUUGGUAAAGUGUCUGUACCUGUUCUUCGACCUGCCGCACACGCCCGAGGUGCCGGCCGCCACACAGACAGAACUGCCGCUGGCUGAGCGCCGCGCCCUCCUACAGAAGGUCUUCGUACAGAUCCUGGUGAAGUUGUGUAACUACGUGUCCCCGGCGGAGGAGCUGGCCCAGAAGGACGACCUGCAGCUGCUCUUCAGUGCCAUCACGUCCUGGUGCCCGCCACACAACCUGCCCUGGAGGGCCAGCGCCGGCGAGGUGCUCACCACCAUCUCCAGACACGGCCUCAGCGUCAACGUGGUCAAAUAUAUACACGAGAAAGAGUGUCUCUCCACGUGCAUUCAGAACAUGCAGCAGUCAGACGACCUGUCGCCGCUGGAGAUCGUGGAGAUGUUCGCCGGGCUCUCGUGCUUCCUGAAGGACUCCAGCGACGUGUCCCAGACACUCCUGGACGACUUCCGCAUGUGCCAGGGCUACAACUUCCUGUGUGACCUCAUGCUCAGGCUGGAGCAGGCCAAAGAGGACGAGUCCAAAGAUGCGCUGAAGGACCUGGUGAAUCUGGUGACCUCGCUGACCACAUAUGGCGUGACGGAGCUGAAACCGGCCGGCCUCACCACCGGCGCCCCCUUCCUGCUGCCUGGCUUCGUGGUCCCGCAGCCCUCGGGGAAAGGCCAAACGGUGCGUAACAUCCAAGCCUUCUGCGUGCUCCAGAACGCCUUCCUGAAGGCGCGUACGGGCCGGCUGGCUCGCGUCCUCCUGGAGGCCAUCGGCAACGUCUACGGGUCCGACCGCGCCAACUACUUCAUCCUGGAGGCCCAGCACACGCUCUCGCAGCUGGCCGACAAGGUGGCGCGCAUGCCCGACGCGCACGCCAAGUACUUUGAGCUGCUGGAGUUUGUGGUGUUCGGCCUGAACUACGUGCCGUGCAAGGAGCUGUUCAGCGUGAGCGUCCUGCUGAAGGCCAGCGGUGCCGGGCCGUGUGCCCUGAUUGCCACUCGCUCGCUGCUCAAGCUGGCGCGCCACCACCCGGUCUUCAGCGACGUCUUCCGCGAGGUGGGCCUGCUGGAGGUGCUGGUCAACCUGCUGCACAAGUACGCGGCGCUGAUGAAGGACCCGGCCGCCCAGCACCACCUCCAGCAGCAGAACCACAACAGCCAGCCUAACAACAGCCUGCCGCCGCCCAACGAGCAGGGUGACUGUAAGAACAACGUGUCUGAAGACCAGAAGCAGUUGGCUUGGCUGGUGAUGGAGACACUCACAGUCCUACUGCAGAACUCCAAUACUAACGCAGGGCUGUUCCGUGAGUUUGGCGGGGCGCGCUGCGUGCACAACAUCGUGAAGUACCGACAAUGCCGCGAGCAGGCGCUCAUGAUCAUCCAGCAGCUGGUGCUGUCGCCCAGCGGAGACGACGACAUGGGCACUCUGCUGGGGCUCAUGCACUCGGCGCCCGCCACCGAGCUGCAGCUCAAAACAGACAUAUUGAGGGCCCUGCUGGCCGUCCUGCGGGAGAGCCACCGCACGCGCACCGUCUUCCGCAAGGUGGGCGGCUUCGUGUACGUCACCUCGCUGCUGGUGGCCAUGGAGCGCUCGUUGUGCUCGCCGCCGCAGAGCGGCUGGGAGCGCGCCAACCAGAACCAGGUGUUCGAGCUGCUGCACGCUGUCUUCUGCACACUGACCGCCGCCAUGCGCUACGAGCCGGCCAACUCGCACUACUUCCGCACCGAGAUCCAGUACGAGAAGCUGGCCGACGCCGUGCGCCUGCUCGGCUGCUUCUCCGACGCCAAGAAGGUGGGUCCGGUGACGGCGCGGCCUUCCAACGCCCAGCCGUUCCAACGGAUGCUGGAGGAGGAGCAGCAGGCUAGCGGGGCGGGCGGUCAGCAGCUGCUCCCUGCGCAGACGCAGGCAGACGGCGUGAGCCCCACGCUCAGGCACUGCGGCAAGCUCUUUAUCUACCUGUACAAGAUGGCCACCGACUCCUUCGACAGUCGUGCGGAGCAGGUGCCCCCCUGCCUGACACACGAGACCUCCCUGCCCUCCCCCUGGGGCACACCAGCGCUCACCAGGAAGAGACAAGGCUACCAUGGCUCCUCCUCCAACAGCGCCCCGGCUAAAGUGGCGGUCGACCUGAAACUCCACCUGGGCAACUCCUCCUCCCUGCACUCGGCCGACCCCGUGGUCAUCCACCCCGGCGCCGCCCUCGCCAUGCUGGACCUGCUGGCCUCCGUCAGCUCCGACACGCAGCCCGAGCAUGCUCUGGACCUGCAGCUGGCGGUGGCCAACCUGCUGCAGCUGCUGGUGCACUCGGAGCGGAACCAGCAGGUGCUGUGUGAGGCGGGCCUGCACUCCCGCCUGCUGCAGCGCUGCAGCUGCGCCCUGGCCGACGAGGACCACCCGCUGCACCCGCCCCUGCAGAGGAUGUUCGAGCGCCUCGCCUCGCAGGCCCUGCAGCCCAUGGUGCUCAGGGAGUUUCUGCGGCUGGGCAACCCUCUAAACUGCGGCGCCUGGGACAAGAAGCUGCUCAAGCAGUACCGCGUGCACAAGCCCAGCUCACUCAGCUACGAGGCCGAGAUGAGAAGUAGCAUGACCAUGUCGAUGGAGGGCUUCGGGCCAGACAGCGUGUUUGCAGUGACGACCGAGGACAACAGCCAAUACCGCAUCAGCCGUAGCCUGGUUCGCUCGUCCGAGGACAGCACGGUGCCCCUGACGCGCGUCAAGUGCCUGGUCUCCAUGACGACGCCACACGACAUCCGGCUGCAUGGCUCUGCGGUCACGCCCGCCUUUGUGGAGUUUGACACCUCCUUGGAGGGCUUCGGCUGUCUGUUCCUGCCAAGCUUGGCCCCACAUAACGCCCCCUCCAACAACGCCAACACAUCUGGAGUCAGUGAUGGAGCCGUGCUCAGUGGCAUGGGAACGGGUGAACGUCUGUUCCCCCCUCCGUCUGGCCUGAGCUACUCGUGCUGGUUCUGUAUCGAGCGCUUCAGCACACCGCCGCAGAACCACCCGGUGCGCCUGCUGACCAUGGUGCGGCGGGCCAGCUCAUCCGAGCAGCACUACGUGUGCCUGGCCGUGGUGUUGUCCGCCAAGGACCGAUCGCUCAUGGUCUCCACCAAAGAGGAGCUGCUGCAGAACUACGUGGAUGACUUCAGCGAGGAGUCGUCCUUCUACGAGAUCCUGCCGUGCUGCGCACGGUUCCGCUGUGGCGAUCUGAUCAGCGAGGGCCAGUGGCACCACCUGGUGCUGGUCAUGAGCAGGGGCAUGCUCAAGAACAGCAUGGCCACGCUCUACAUCGACGGGCAGAUGGUCAGCACCGUUAAGCUCCACUACGUGCACAGUGCGCCGGGCGGCUCGGGGUCGACCAAUCCGCCGGUGGUGAGCGCGGUGUACAGCUACGUGGGCACGCCCCCGGCGCAGCGGCAGGUCUCCACGCUGGUGUGGCGACUGGGCCCUACACACUUCCUGGAGGAUGUGCUGCCCGCCGCCAGCGUGGCCGCCAUCUACGAACUGGGGCCCAACUACGCCGGAACCUUCCAGGCUGUCUACCUGCCCUGUAAAGACUCCAAGGUGGAGGCGUCCCCACCCUGUCCAGUGGCUCUGGUGCCCGAGGAGAAGGUGUCGUUUAGCCUGUACGCCUUUUCUGUGCUGGCUCUCACCGUGGCCAAGAUCAGGAAGGUCUACAACAAGCUGGACAGCAAGGCCAUCGCCAAGCAGCUAGCGGUAUCCUCUCACGAGAAUGCCACACCGGUGAAACUCAUCAACAACUCAGCGGGCCACCUCAAUGGCCCCGCCCGCAGCAUAGGAGCCGCUGUGAUUGGCUACCUGGGAGUGCGUGCGUUUGAGCCUAAGCCCGUUGCCACCAACCUGCAGUACAUCGGCGGUGCGGCGGCCAUCUUGGGACUCGUCGCCAUGGCAUCAGACGUGGAAGGGCUAUACGCCGCAGUCAAGGCGCUGGUGUGCGUUGUCAAGAGCAACCCCUUGGCCAGUAAAGAGAUGGAGCGCAUCAAAGGCUACCAGUUGCUGGCCAUGCUGCUGAAGAAGAAGCGCUCUCUGCUGAACAGCCACAUCCUCCACUUGACCUUCUCCUUGGUGGGCACGGUGGACAGCGGUCACGAGACCUCCAUCAUCCCCAACUCCACCGCCUUCCAGGACCUGCUGUGCGACUUCGAGGUGUGGCUGCACGCUCCGUACGAGCUCCACCUGUCUCUGUUUGAGCAUUUCAUCGAGCUGCUGACUGAGUCCAGUGAGGCAGCGAAGAAUGCAAAGCUGCUGCGUGAGUUCCAGCUGAUCCCCAAGCUGCUGCUGACGCUGCGGGACACGUCGCUGUCCCAGCCCACAAUCACCGCCAUCAGCAGCGUGCUCAGCCUGCUGCUACAGGGCUUUCCAAACUCCUAUGACCUGCUCAGAUUCGGACAGUUCAUCUCGUCCACCCUGCCCACAUUCGCCGUGUGUGAGAAGUUUGUCGUCAUGGAAAUCAGUGAGGAGAAAGUAGAUGGAGGGAACGAGGAUGACUUUGGUGGUCUGCUGUCGGCCAACGUGAUUCUGCUGAGGAACCGGCUGCUGGAUAUCCUGCUCAAGCUGCUCUUCACGUCCAAGGAGAAAUGCACCGUCAACGCGCAGGCGUGUGAGGAGCUGGUGCGGACGCUGGGCUUCGACUGGCUGCUCAUGUUCAUGGAGGAGCACCUGCACUCCAGCUCGGUGACGGCCGCCCUCUGGAUCCUGGUGGUGCUGCUUAGCAACCAGCCCAUCCUGAGCCGCUUCAAGGAGGGCCUGUCCGGAGGAGGCUGGCUGGACCACACCGACUCUGUGCUGACCAACAAGAUUGGGACUGUCCUGGGUUUUAAUGUGGGCCGCAGUGCGGGCGGCCGCUCCACGCUGCGUGAGAUCAACCGUGACGCUUGCCACUUCCCCUGCUUCCCAGUCAUGCAGGCGCUGCUGCCCAAGCACACCAACGUGCCCGAGCUCUACUUCCUGCUCAUGGCCCUCUUCCUGCAGCAGCCCGUCAGCGAGCUGCCCGAGAGCCUGCAGGUACAUUUUGACCUGGACUCCAUCUGGUCGUUCAUCUUCGGCGUGCCGGCGUCCAGUGCCACGGUGGUCAACUCCAUCCACAGCGUGUGCACCGAGGCAGCCUUCCUUCUGCUGGCCAUGCUGCGCAGCAUGCUUAACCUGCCGUGGCAGUCUGAAGAGGAGGGCUCGUGGUUAAGGGAGUAUCCCGUCACCCUCAUGCAGUUCUUCCGCUACCUGUACCACAACGUGCCCGACCUGAGCCCCAUGUGGCACAGCCCGGAGUUCCUGUGUGCCCUCGCCGCCACCGUCUUCCCCUUCAACAUCCGGCCCUACUCUGAGAUGGUCACUGACCUUGAUGAUGAGGCAGGUUCUCCCACUGAAGAGUUCAAGGCCUUCGCGGCCGACUCCGGCAUGAACCGCAGCCAGUCGGAGUAUUGCAACGUAGGCGCCAAGACCUACCUGACCAAUCACCCGGCCAAGAAGUAUGUGUUUGACUUCAUGCGUGUGCUCAUCAUGGACAACCUUUGCCUGAGCCCAGCCAGCAAGCAGACUCCCAUCAUCGACCUGCUGCUGGAGGCCUCUCCAGAGCGCUCCACCAGGGCUCAGCAGAAGGAGUUCCAGUCCUACAUCCUGGACAGCGUCAUGGAGCACCUCCUGGCUGCUGACGUGCUUCUGGGAGAGGAUGCCUCGAUGCCCAUCACCACCGGGGGCAACUACCAGACACUGGUCAACAACGUCUUCUACUUCACCCAGCGUGUGGUGGACAAGCUCUGGCAGGGCAUGUUCAGCAAGGAGUCCAAGCUGGUGGUGGAGUUCAUUGUGCAGCUCAUCAGCCAGUCCAAGCGGCGCUCGCAGGGCUUAUCCCUGGACUCCAUCUACCACUGCCUGAACCGCACGGUGCUGUACCAGCUGUCGCGUCCGCACAAGACCGUGCCGCAGCAGGUGGCCCUGCUGGACUCUCUCCGCGUGCUCACCGUCAACCGCAACCUGGUGCUGGGGCCCGGGAACCAUGACCAGGAGUUUGUGGCCUGCCUGGCACACUGCUUCAUGAACCUGCACACCGGGAGCAGCGUCGAGGGAUUCGGUCUUGAAGCCGAAGCGAGGAUGACCACCUGGCAUGUCAUGGUUCCGUCGGAAAACGAGCCCGACCCUGUCCACAGCCAGGAUCCCAGCGAAGGCCGUCAGUUGCUGCUGAAGGCGGUGAACCGCGUGUGGACAGAGCUGAUGCACAGCAAGAGGCCGAUGCUGGAGGAGAUCUUCAAGGUCUCUCUGCCCACCAACGACCGCGGACACGUGGACAUCGUCACCGCACGGCCCGCCCUGGAGGAACCCGCUGCCAAGAGCUGGCAGAACCACCUCAUUCAUGAGAAGAAGUGCAUCAGUCGAGGGGAGGCGUUGGCUCCAGCGACCCAGUCAAAGCUGUCUCGUGUCAGCAGUGGCUUUGGCCUGUCCAAGCUGACCGGAGCCCGCCGCAACAAGAAGGAGAACAGCCUCAAUAAGAACAACCUCUCUGCACAGGAAACCUGCCAAUGGAUGUUCACUCACAUUGCUGUGGUGCGAGACCUCGUCGCAAUGCAGUACAAAGAGUACCAGGAGAGGCAACAGAACGCUCUGAAGUACGUGACUGACGAGUGGGCCGGCAUUGAGUACGAGUUGUUACGGGAACGUGGCCUUUGGGGGCCCCCCAUUGGCUCGAUCCUGGACAAGUUCCAGCUGGACAUGACGGAGGGCCCGUGCCGCAUGAGGAAGAAGAUGGUGCGCAACGACCUCUUCUACAUCCAUUACCCCUACGUACCCGAACAGGAGCCCACGUCCAGCAACCACCAGGCCCUGUGUCCCGUGCCCUUAAUGGGAGCUGGCUUCUCCGCCCCUCUCCAGAAGCCGGUGCGGUACCGACGGGCCAUCAGCUACGACAGCAAGGAGUACUACAUGCGCCUGCUGUCGGGCAACCCGGGCAUGUACCAGCACUCUGUGGAGCACAGCACCGAGGGAGAGACCACACUGCACGAGCCCGAGCACGGAGAGGACACCAUCGCCAGGGUCAAAGGUCUGGUGAAGGCUCCACUGAAGCGCUCGCGCUCCACGGCGGACGGCCAGGACGAGGAGAGUCAGGAGGGCCUGCAGGAGCAGCUGCUGGAGUCAGGAGCAGAGGAGGAGCAGAAGACCGACAACACCACACUACUGCGCCUCCUGGAGGAGGGAGAGAAGAUCCAGCACAUGUACCGAUGUGCGCGCGUCCAAGGCCUGGACACCAGCGAAGGCCUGCUGCUCUUUGGCAAGGAGCACUUCUACGUCAUCGACGGCUUCACAAUGACCGUCACCCGCGAGAUCCGCGACAUUGAGACGCUCCCGCCCAACUUGCAUGAGCCAAUCAUUCCCAGAGGAGCACGUCAGAGCCAAAGUAUGCUAAAGAGGACCUGCAGCAUUUUCGCCUACGAGGACAUCAAGGAGGUGCACAAGCGCCGCUACCUGCUGCAGCCAAUGGCAGUCGAGGUGUUCUCCGGUGACGGACGAAAUUACCUGCUGGCGUUCCAGAAAGGAGUACGCAAUAAAGUCUACCAGAGGUUCUUGGCAGUCGUGCCCUCCCUCGCUGACAGCUCUGAAUCUGUGUCCGGUCAGAGGCCCAACACCAGCGUGGAGCAGGGCUCGGGACUCCUCAGUACCCUGGUGGGAGAGAGAUCCGUCACCCAGAGAUGGGAGCGAGGAGAGAUCAGUAAUUUCCAGUACCUGAUGCAUCUCAACACUCUGGCUGGACGCUCCUACAAUGACCUGAUGCAGUACCCAGUCUUCCCCUGGAUCCUGGCUGAAUAUGAUGCUGAGGAGCUGGACCUGACCAACCCAAAGACAUUCCGCAAUCUAUCCAAGCCCAUGGGCGCCCAGACAGACGACCGGCUCAUCCAGUACAAGAAGAGGUUCAAGGACUGGGAAGAUCCCAAUGGUGAGACUCCUGCCUAUCACUAUGGCACUCACUAUUCCUCAGCCAUGAUCGUGGCGUCCUACCUGGUGAGGAUGGAACCCUUCACCCAGAUCUUCCUGCGCUUACAGGGAGGUCAUUUUGAUCUGGCUGACCGGAUGUUCCACAGCGUGAGGGAAGCCUGGCUGUCUGCCUCCAAACACAACAUGGCCGACGUCAAAGAGCUCAUCCCUGAGUUCUUCUACCUCCCAGAGUUUAUGCUCAACUCCAAUAACUUUGACCUAGGCAGCAAACAGAAUGGCACUAGGCUGGGAGACGUGAUUCUGCCUGCCUGGGCUAAAGGAGACCCGCGCGAGUUCAUCCGCGUGCACAGACAGGCCCUGGAGUGUGACUAUGUGAGUGCCCACCUGCAUGAGUGGAUUGACCUGAUCUUCGGCUACAAGCAGCAGGGGCCUCCGGCCGUGGAGGCGGUGAACGUGUUCCACCACCUCUUCUACGAGGGCCAGGUGGACAUCUACAACAUCAACGACCCGCUUAAGGAGACCGCCACCAUCGGCUUCAUCAACAACUUUGGUCAGAUCCCCAAACAGCUUUUUAAGAAGCCCCACCCUCCCAAGCGAGUGCGUGGCCGUGCCAAUGGUGAACCAGCAAGUGUGCCAGCUUCUCUCAGUGCCAACACUGACAAGAUCUUCUUCCAUCACCUAGACAACCUGCGGCCCUCCCUGGCCCCAGUCAAAGAGCUGAAGGACCCUGUGGGGCAAAUUGUGUGCACUGAUAAGGGCAUCCUGGCGGUGGAGCAGAAUAAGGUCCUGGCCCCGCCCGUCUGGAACAAGACGUUCGCCUGGGGCUACGCAGACCUCAGCUGUCGCCUGGCCAACUACGAGUCCGACAAGGCGGUGAUUGUGUAUGAGUGUUUGUCGGAGUGGGGCAAGAUCCUGUGUGCCAUCUGCCCCGACCCCAAGCUGGUCAUCACCGGAGGGACCAGCACGGCCAUCUGUGUGUGGGAGACCGGCACAUCCAAAGAGAGAGCCAAGACCCUGGCCCUCAAACAGGCUCUGUUGGGCCACACCGACGCGGUGACCUGCCUGACGGCGUCCUCGGCGUACCACAUUGUGGUCAGCGGCUCUCGGGAUCGCACCUGCAUCAUCUGGGACCUCAACAAGCUGGCCUUCAUCACCCAACUCAGAGGCCACCGCGCGCCCGUGUCUGCCCUCUGCAUCAACGAGCUCACUGGUGAUAUUGUGUCAUGUGCGGGCACCUACAUCCACGUGUGGAGCAUUAAUGGCAGCCCCAUCGCCAGCACCAACACCUUCACCGGACGCAGCCAGCAGAUCCUGUGCUGCUGCGUCUCCGAGAUGAACGAGUGGGACACACAGAACGUCAUCGUCACCGGACACUCCGACGGCGUUGUCAGGUUUUGGAGGAUGGAGUUCCUACAAGUCCCAGAAACCCCUGCUCCAGAGCCUGUGGAGCCUCCCGAAGUGAACGACUGCUGUGGAGAGGAGAAGAUGGCCACAGAGGGCCGUGAGACCCAGGUGGAGGAGAGCAGCGAGUCCGAGGGCGAGGAACAGAGCGUCAGCGCUGCCGGCAGCAACGGCGAGCCCAAGCCCAGUCCCGCCCACAACAACCACGCCGCUCCCGCCCCUGCCCCCAACACCCGGCCCCAACGGCCCGCACCCCGGGCCACGGCCUCCUGGUCAAUGGACAGCAGCUCGGAGGACUCGCGCCGCUGGUCCGACACGCUCAGCAUCGACGAGAAGGACGGCUUUGUCUUCGUCAACUACUCCGAGGGCCAGGGGCAGGGGCAAGGCAGGCCAGGGCAGCCCCCACACCCCCCACACCCCAACCCCCAUCCCCACCCCCACCACCACCCCGGUCAGAGCGCCGUGCCACAGCCCCUGCAGCCCAGCACCAUGGAGGCCCGGCCCUACAACAAGCUCAGGCCAGGCUACAGAUGGGAGCGACAGCUGGUGUUCCGGAGCAAGCUCACUAUGCACACCGCCUUCGACCGCAAGGACAAUGCCCACCCGGCGGAGAUCACUGCGCUCGCCAUCUCAAAGGACCACAGCAAGAUCCUGGUGGGUGACGGGCGCGGGCGCGUCUUCAGCUGGUCGGUGAGCGAGCAGCCAGGCCGCUCGGCCGCCGACCACUGGGUGAAGGACGAGCAGGUGGACAGCUGCUCCGGCUGCACCGUCCGCUUCUCCCUCACCGAGAGACGCCACCACUGCAGAAACUGCGGACAGCUCUUCUGCCAGAAGUGCAGCCGCUUCCAGUCAGAGAUCAAGCGGCUGAAGAUCUCGUCCCCGGUGCGUGUGUGCCAGAACUGUUACUACAACCUGCAACACGAGCGCAACUCCGAGGACGGCUGCAAGAACUAGACGUCCCCUCGGCUGCCUCCUCUUCCAUGUCUCCCCGCCUCUUCCUCAUCCUUUCUCUCGUCACGCCCCAUCACCCGUCACUCAUGGCCAACUAUCCCCUCGUCCAGGACCUGCCAGCCAGCACGCUCUGGCCUGCCCCCCCCUUAUCUGUGUGUGUGUGUGUGUGUGAGCGACCAUGUGGACAGUACCAAUGUAGAACAAGAGGGGAUUAGUGACAUUCAGCGUGUCAUGUAUAUGAGGAAGUUUAAGAAAGGCAGUGAUUGGGCUUUGUGGGCUUUUUUUUUUUUUGUAUUAUUAUCUGAUUCUGUUGCGGUCAACGAGUUGUCCUUUAAGAAUCCUUGUUUUUCCAUGUGGUCACGUUUUAGAUUUUAGAUGUCCUGUGCGGUAUGCCUCGCAAAGUGAGAAACACCUGUUAAUAGUGUAAAUAAUUACAAUGGCCUUUUUAACUAGAACAGGAAAAACUGAGAAAAAAAUGAAUUAUUGAAAGGAAAUAAAAACACAGUCAUUGCCUGUAACAUUGCAUUAUAACAAGCCACUCCUGGUGUUAAAACAAAUACAAAAAGAAAAAAAAAAACACAAAACAAAAAAAGAUUGUGUUUUAGCCAGUGUCACUAGUCACAGAGGUCCCAGUGGGGAUAAUAUUGGGGACGAUGAAUGUUAUAAAUGUUUGUGGGUUGACAUUACUAGCGUGUCUAGUUAUGCAAAUACUUACUACUUUUGUUUACAAAGUUUUUUGUUUGUUUCGAUGUGUUGCCCACAGUAUCACACAGUUGCCAUUCCAAUGGAAAUCGCAGUCACAAGUUUCCGAACUUCAUUUGCCAAACUGCUGGUUCAUCACUCCGUGUCAUGUAUUUGAAAGGUCUAUUUGUAGAACCAUGUUUUUCAGAACCACAUUUUGUUGUCCUUGUGCGCCACUUUUAGUUCCCAAGCCAUUAAUCAACAGUGACUGAAUAAUAUAUGUAUGUAUGUAUGUUCUGUAUGUAUGUAUUUUUUAAGAAUCAUUGUUUGUAUGUUGUAUAUCAUAGCAUACCUGAUAUUGUCAAGACGCUACAUGUGUGACACUGUGCAGUGAGAUGAAUAUCAUGUGUCUGUAACAAUACACAAAGAGGGAAAAGGAUCGGUGAUCAUGUGUAUGUAGAGUAUGAGAUGUGAUUUUGUUUGUUUGUUUUUUCUUGGGUCCUCUAAAUGUUUCAUUAUAUUUCACCAGACAACUGGGUAGUAUAGGUCAGAGCUUUGCUUCUAGGCUAACAAGGGAUUUUUACAUGGAAGAUUGUUUUUGUUAAUUUCUCCUCUAAUUAAUUUAGAACUGGAUUUUUUUAAUCACAGUCAACAUUGCUCAGUGUUAUACUUUCUUCCCCCAUUUCCCUUUCUGUUCAGUGAUGCCAGGGACUAGUGGGUCCUUGUCAGAGACCAAGUCCAGUGCAACAACAAGUCAUUGAACCCUAGUGUAGAUACUGCUGUCCAGUCAUAUAAGCAAUAGAUUAUGUGGAAUUAUUUCUGAAAAUAUUGCAUGAUGGGAAAUUUCCUUGCUUAGAAGUCACACUUGUAGCAUGUAACUUGACUGAUAUGUCAUGCCAUUAGAAAAGGGAUCUCACGCAUUUCACUUUAGUGUCUCGUCAUGGUUACAUACGAGACAUAACGUUGUCAAUUAAAUCUAUUUUUUCCUGUUGCCUGCCUGUCGAUAUGUCAAAUUCUCCUCCCUCCCUCAAUAGAGUGUCCUUUGUUGGUGGUACUGUGGGCAAUACCAAACAGAAGUGCUGCUUUAAUAACUAGAAAGAUUCUUUCUUUCUUUUUUUCCCUUUUUCUUUAUGUCCCUCUUGACACGUCUGACACACACAUCACUUUAAUGAGCUGUUACACAAGUGCAGUAGGUUCACUGUCAAUACACAGAAAACGUUCUCCCUAAGAUCUGCCAUAUGAUAUGCACUCACUGUUAUUAUCAUCAUUGCUAUGAUCGUUAUUAUUCAAAUAGGUAAUGACGAUAUCCUUACACAUUAAUGUACUGUAUCUAGAGUGCAAUCAUAACAUCGAGCUGUUAAGGCUUGCUGUUUGCAAGCAGCUUCAAAGCCAGGUGGCUAUAUCAAUCUGAACUGUUUUUGCACCUUCACGUGUACAAAAAUGUCAAGGAAAUCAUAUUUUAUUGAAUGCAUUUCUUUUUUUUAUGUUAGCGGGCUAUCAUUUUAAAGGGUGCGUUUCUUUCCAGUGAGAGACAAACUGUACAGAGUAUUUAUGCAAUUAUACUUUUUCUCUUUUUUUAAAUUGUUAUUCUGAAUUAUGAAUUCUUGUAAUUUCAGCAAGUUUGGUUACUUGUUGCAUGUCUAACACAGCUGACUUUAUGUGUCAGUGCAUUGUACAUGUUUGGCAUUACGAAUUAUGAUUUCAUGUUUUUAGUUUUCUCCUUUUGUUUUCCUGUGGCUCAUGUUACUGGCAUUAUCUAAGUAGUUCUGCACCCAGAGAGAGAUGUGUAUGUGCAACUGCAUAAAGAACCGAGAUGGAAGAGCCUUGUCUCUCAGCUGACUUUUGUACUCCGCUUGGGGACUUACAAGACCGGAUCAAAUCCACAUAGGGGGUUCUUUUUUCAUUUUCGGUGGUCUCGUGUUAGACUGCAUUACUACGGUGUCUAGUGUGCAAUCUGUGGUAGAUGAAUGUUCAUUGUAUAUUUGUGUUUAAGUACAGCUGCAAGAAAAUUCUUAGAAAUAACCCCUAAAACAUGUUACUGAUAAUGCAAUAGAUCUGGUACUCAUUUUUUGAUUUUCUUUUUUUUAAUUUAAUUUUUGAUUAAAUCCUUGCUGUUUUCCACCGAAA
Messenger RNA from Alosa sapidissima (American shad), 14056 nucleotides. It is a transcript of the gene wdfy3, whose product is annotated as WD repeat and FYVE domain containing 3. Gene Ontology annotation, molecular function: protein binding; metal ion binding. The record is from RefSeq and is a predicted model, not a curated record. Bases 506 to 11251 code for a protein of 3581 amino acids. The transcript has 66 exons. Lineage: Eukaryota; Metazoa; Chordata; Actinopteri; Clupeiformes; Clupeidae.